AUGGAAAUGCCGAUUGGUAAAGAAGGCUCCAGGCACGUCAUCACCUUUACUGACGAUUUUUCUCGUGGCUCGUGGGCCUACGUCAUGAGAUGGAAACAUGAAGCGCUGCAGAUGUUCCGACAAUUUGAGGCCUGGGUGCACCGACAGUUCGGCGCCCGGAUCAGAAAAUUCCUCACCGACAAUGGGAGAGAAUAUUUGCCGAUCGGAACGCAUCUGGAGUCUCAAGGAGUUGAGUUUGACACCUCGCCGCCAUAUUGCAAAGGGCAGAAUGGCCUGGCCGAACGCACUAACCGCACUAUCCGGGAGCGAAUUAACACGCUCCUGUACGAUGCGAAACUUCCUCCUUCCUGGUGGACCGACCUCUUGGAAACGGUAGUCUAUCUGAAGCUGCGCGCGCCAGCAUCUAUCUUACAGAAAAAGACACCGUACGAAGUCAUCUACGGAAAGCCGCCCAAGCUGUUGCAUCUGCGACUGAUCGGCUCCCGUGCAUGGACGAAGAGUAACGGAAUCCGGAAAGCGCGAUUGGUGAUCAAAGGCUACCGACAGAAACAUGGCAUCGACUAUCACGAAACCUUCGCGGCUGUAUCCCGAAUGGAUUCGGUCCGCAGCAUCGUUGCGAGUGCGGUGCUGCGUGGGUGGAAACUCCACCAAUUCGAUGCUGUCAUUGCGUUCCUCCACGGGGAUAUCGAUUCGUCUAUCUACAUGGAGUUUCCAGAGGGCUUUGAGGAAGACGGAUACGUUUGCCGUCUUCGACGCUCCUUGUACGGACUGAAGCAGGCACCCCGGAUUUGGUACCAGUGCGUGCACCGUAUCCUGGUGGCUCACGGCUUUACCAUGGCCCAGUCCGACAAUUGUGUCUUCUUUAAGCCUAAAUGUGUCGUCUGCGUCUAUGUCGAUGACUUUCUGGUCGCAGCAGCGGAUGACGCCGAGAUCCAGCAACUCCGAAUGGCCCUGGAAUCAGAUUUCAAGCUGAAUGAUCUGGGAACCCCGCGUUCAUUCCUAGGAAUCCAAUUCGACUUCCAUGCGGAUGGAUCUAUUUCGAUUCACCAACAUCGAUACAUCCAGAAGGUGCUUUCCGACUUCUGCAUGGAGACUUGUCAACCGAAAUCCACGCCGAUAGCUCCAAAAGCUCUCCUGAAUUACCUUCCCGAAGAGAACGACCUGGAUGAAGAUGCGAAGGCUCGGUUUGGGACUGCAAUUGGGUCACUGAUGUAUCUUAUGGUCGGUACGCGUCCUGACAUCGCGUUUGCGCUCGGGGCGUUGAGUCGCUUCACAUCCCGACCGCAGUCACAUCAUCAGGCUGCACUGCAGAGACUGCUACGCUAUGUCAGGGCCACAAAAUUCUAUCGCAUCACGUACCGCAACGGGCAGUUGAUCGGGUACACAGACGCCGACUUUGGUGGCUCUGUCGUCAUUGACGGGGAAAUCGCGACGUCCACAACUCACGCCGAGUACAUUGGCCAAUAUAAUGCCAUCCUUCAUCUAGAAUGGCUCCGCACGUUUCUGGCGGAAACCCACCUGUUUCGAUCGCCGGCGACCAACGUCAUGGCUGACAAUCAAUCUGCCAUCGCCCUCUCCCGCAAUCCUGAGUUUCACAAACGGACGAAGCAUUUCAACGUGAAAUUCCAUUAUCAGCGAGCUGUUUUGAAUAAAGGAGAGAUCUGUCUUGAAUACAUCCCCACCGAGGAACAGGCAGCUGAUGGACUCACUAAGCCUCUGGGACCCUCUACAUUCACCAAGUUUUGCAACCUCUUAGGUAUUGACACGGAAGGACUCAUGAAGGUGGAUGUGUAG
Messenger RNA from Penicillium argentinense, 1794 nucleotides. Its product is annotated as Ty1/Copia family ribonuclease HI. NCBI's taxonomy places the organism in Eukaryota, Fungi, Ascomycota, Eurotiomycetes, Eurotiales, Aspergillaceae. Gene Ontology annotation, biological process: DNA integration. The record is from RefSeq and is a predicted model, not a curated record. Gene Ontology annotation, molecular function: nucleic acid binding. The transcript is spliced from 3 exons. The coding region runs from base 1 to 1794 and encodes 597 amino acids.